AUGCUCGACGUGGUCAAUUCCGUUAAAUUCUGUUUCUCUCACGUCCGUCAUGCGUCCGUUAUGUCUUUGGCAUUUUCUUAUUUUUCUUGUUCUUAUAUAGGGAUUAGUGAGAGGGUGAGGGGAGGAUUGGAGAACAUUCGAGUUGUGGGAGGCCAUUGGGUCGGGGAGUGUGGCGAUCACUCGAAUACUGCCGAUUUUGUUAUCUCGCUAUCUUCGAUAAAAAGUCCUCUCACCAUCCCUCAUUUUCACUCGUUCCAUUACUUUUCUUUGUUAUUACGUUACGAAAUUUCCGGGUUCUUAUCAUUUGGUAUCGGAGCGGUCCCGAUCCUCGAGAUUGCUUAUGACCAAAACCAGAAUGGAGCAACAAAUGGAAAAAAUCGAAGCGAAAUCCUUAAGCUUCCGGGUUUAGAGAAACAAAUUGAUGAUAUGAGGACGGAGCUAAAUGGGUCAAUCGUCGCUUUAUUCCAAAAGCUGGAUGACACUAUGAGACUUAGGGGGAAGGAGGUCGGUGUUGAAGGAAGUACCCGGGAGAACCAAGCUUUACCAAGUCUGCAGUCGAGACGUCGGAAUCCAUUAAAUCCGAAGCUAAGGUCAUAUUGGAGAAAAUGGUGGAGAGAGAACGACAACCUCGAAAAGCUGGAUUUGGCCACUUUUGGUGGGGAAGAUCCGGAUUCAUAG
Messenger RNA from Dovyalis caffra, 678 nucleotides. The record is from the annotation of a GenBank genome assembly. Lineage: Eukaryota; Viridiplantae; Streptophyta; Magnoliopsida; Malpighiales; Salicaceae.